Oikopleura dioica is the source of this 261-nucleotide messenger RNA. The record is from the annotation of a GenBank genome assembly. NCBI's taxonomy places the organism in Eukaryota, Metazoa, Chordata, Appendicularia, Copelata, Oikopleuridae.
AUGAGCGUUUCCGGCAAAUACGAGUUUCAAAGCUUGGCUUCAAAAAUGUCCACUCGGUCCACGGAAGAGACAGUUUCAGCUCCAUCGCCAGUGCAAAUGAAACCUGUUGAAAGAAGACUUCCAGAGAAAAUCCAACACUUGGAGAACCAGGUCGUCGAGUCCAAUCAAGACUUGGAUGUGAAAGCAAGUGUAAAAGUGGUGACACGAGUUCAACUCGCUGGCGUCAAAAUUUCAACUGACUGUUUUUGCAAUGAUAAAUAA